Moneuplotes crassus is the source of this 1639-nucleotide messenger RNA. Lineage: Eukaryota; Ciliophora; Spirotrichea; Euplotida; Euplotidae. The record is from the annotation of a GenBank genome assembly.
AAAGGAAGUACCAAAGAUGGACAAAAUUUUUAAAGAUAAGAAUAGAGAUGAUGAGAUAAACAGGAUCUUUGAAGCUUAUGAUGAUGACAUGGAUGGCAAGAUCCCUCUAUCUUUUCUCAUCGAGCAAGUGCAGAUGCAAGGAUUUAAUAUGCUAGAGGAGAAGUACAGAUUUCAAGAAAUUCAAGAGUAUAUUAACUCCUUGCCCUUGAAAUCAAAGAGUGAAAUAGAUUGAAACCAUUUUGCGAAGUUGAUCGAGAUGACUGAUGGAGAGUUCAUUGAGAAAGCAUUAUUAGGCAAACUGAUCGUUCCAGAUUUCAGUGAGUUCACUGAGAGCAUUGCAAAGAUCUAUGAUAUCGUUGAGCACGUCAAGGAUGGUGAGAAUGCUAGCUAUAUUCCUCAGCUAGCAGAGGUAGAUUCUAACUUGUUCUCAAUUGCUGCAUGAACUGUUGAUGGCCAACAAUGUGAUAUUGGAGACUCUGACACUUACUUUUGUGUCCAGAGUUGCUCAAAAGCCAUCACUUAUUGCAUUGCAGUUGAAGAGAGUGGAAUUGACUACGUUCAUAAACAUGUUGGUAAAGAGCCCUCUGGAGCUAGUUUUAACAAAAACUUCUUAAAUCCUCAAAAUCUUCCUCACAACCCAAUGAUCAAUUCUGGAGCCAUCAUGACUGCAGCUUUGGUUUCUCCAGACUUGGAGAUGUAUAAGAGAUAUGAAUAUGUAAAGAAGUUCUGGUCAAGCUUAGCUGGAGGAGCCAGGAUUGGCUUCCAGAAUGCUACAUACCUUAGUGAGAAGGAUACUGCUUCAAGAAAUUUCUGCUUAGGACAUAUGAUGAAGGAUGCCAAAGCAUUUCCAGAGAACAUCAAUUUGGAGGAAGUACUAGAUUUUUAUUUCCAAAUCUGAUCGCUUGAAACUACUUCAAAGGAUAUGGCAAUCAUCGCAGCUUCCUUAGCAAAUGGAGGAGUUUGCCCAAUGACAAAGAAGAGAAUUUUCAAAGAAGAUACAGUUAAUCACUGUCUCUCCCUCAUGCACUCAUGUGGAAUGUACGAUUAUUCUGGAGAGUGGGCAUAUUCCGUUGGAAUCCCAGCCAAAAGUGGAGUAGGAGGCUGUGUCUUCCUCGUUGUUCCAAAGGUAAUGGGAAUUUGUAUUUUCAGCCCAAGACUAGACUCAAGAGGUAACUCUGUUAGAGGAAUUGAAGCCAGUAAAUUGCUACUAAAGGAGUAUACCAUGCAUAGAUAUGACAACCUCAAGGGUGUAGUCACUCCUUUCUCCCACAAAGUAUCCUUGUUACAGUCAAUGGCAGAACAAAAGAAUGAAUUCACCAAAGAUUUGUUGAAUGCUGUGGCUGAUGAUGAUCUUCAUCAUCUUCAGUGUAUUCUAGAAGAAGUCAAGGAGGAAAAUUUUGAUAUUAAUUCUAUCAAAGAUUAUGAUGAUGUUACUCCAGCCCAUGUUGCUUGCUCUUUUGGUCAUGAAGAAAUCCUCCAUUAUUUGAUCGAACUGGAUGCCGAAUUUAGAGACAUUACCGAUAAAUGGGGUAAAAGUCCAUUAGACAGAGCUUCUGAGGCAGGACAUAAAGAAGUAGUAAAGAUAUUGCACAAACUUUAUCAUUCAGACCGAGACCACUCCACUGGUGAUAGAGAUUAA